Molecule: messenger RNA, 4753 nt
Organism: Oreochromis aureus
Lineage: Eukaryota; Metazoa; Chordata; Actinopteri; Cichliformes; Cichlidae
Gene: hps3
Product: HPS3 biogenesis of lysosomal organelles complex 2 subunit 1
Exons: 25
Coding region: 325-3516 (1063 amino acids)
Biological process (GO): organelle organization
Cellular component (GO): cytoplasm
Source: RefSeq, a predicted model, not a curated record
GUGAAAUCAAUAAACUGCAGCAGCGAAGCUCAAGUAGGAAGAGAGGAGAAGCAGCGAGAAAAACGACUUCACGACGGAAAACGUCUGUCGCAUGUUUUAUGUAGAAAGUCAAAAAAGUAAGAAGGACGAAAAUAGUCGAUCGAAGAGCUCAUGUGAUGUGAAAUGAGACAAUCGGGGGCUGCUGCUGCUCACAAGACUGCUGCAUGUGAUAUCGAUUACAGAAAUAACACACAGGGAUGACCACAGCCCUGCUUCGGGCCCACAUGGACUGCUAGAAAUCCAGGCUUGAAUAUAGAGAGUCCUCUCGCCAAAAGAAGACCAAACAUGGUGCACGUCUACAACUGCCAUCCUUUCUCCUCGCAGCAGAUUGUGCAGGUGGAGAAGGAACCCGGACUGGUCUGCUGUGGAGGUGGAGCUCUUUUUGUGGUGGCGACUGGAGGAUGCAAGGUGGAGGUGUACAAUCUGGAGGUGGAGGGCUGCCCCCUCAUCUGCCGCUUUUCCACCAUGGGCGCUGUGAGGAGCAUCCAGCAUAGCAAGAUAGGAGACUACCUGGUGACCAUUGAGGAAAAGAACAAUGCCACCUACCUGAGAGCCUACACCAACUGGCGUUACCAGGCAGAGGAGAAGUCUCGUGUUGGGGUUCGUUUGUUGGGCCACUUGCUGGGUGGAGCGUCUGUGUGGGGUGGAGUGCAGAUGGAGAUUAUUGAGAUCCCUCUGUCAGAGCGGCCCAUUGCCAUGUCUUGCUGCCCGGUUAGAGGAGACCUGCUGGUUGGUUCUGAGAACACUCUGGUUCUCUUUACGUUGAGACAACACAACCAGCAGAACCUUGAGGAAAAUCAGGAGAAUCAGAGUCUUCAGAGCAGCUGGCCAAACACUCGGCAGCGCUGUGGUCAGAGUCAAGCUCAGUCUUCAAGUUCCAGCCAGAAUCUUUCCGUCCUGGAUUUUGAACGCUCCGUCAUCCUGCACCUUCCAAAAAUCACACCUAAGCAGGUGGCGCUGUGCGACACAUAUGUGGCUGUGCAAGGAGAGCUGGAAGUCUUGAUAUUAAAACUGGAUGAAACCUCUGAACCCCAAACCCUGGAGGAACCACUGGACACAAAUAAAAGUGCGGAAUAUCUGGAAGACCAGGCUGACUUUCUGGUCGUUCCGAGACACCAGGAGUUACUUGGCGAUCGAGCUAAAGACUGCGACAUCCCAGUCAGCAUUGAAAAAACCGGGUUGGAAGAAGGAGGGCAGUAUGCACUUUCUUACGUUCUUUUCAGGCGCUUUUCUCCAGAGUUCUUUCAAGGAUGCAGCGUGGAUGAGAUGCAGCUUCACUCCCUGCAGCUUUACCCGUUGUUCACCGGUAACCAGUCAGUGUCUCCCGACGAACCGUCGUGUGUGUUCUGCUUCUUCUCCCUCCCCACCAUGGGCUACCUGUACAGUCUGAAGGGUGGAGUUGAGCUCCUGUCAGCAUAUCAGUAUCCAGAGAAGGUCCUGGAGGCGGCGCUAACAGACCACCUGUUGCACGUCAUAACAAAGAGUGCAUUGCAGUGUUUUACAGUACGAUGUGCAGCUCUAGCAGCCAGGAUUGAAGACCCCUACAUCGAUACAACCAUGAAGGCCUGCCCACCCUGCAGCCUGGAGGUCUGUGCGCUCAGGAUGCAGCUCUUUAUCGGCCUGCGGUCGAUGUGUGUGUACGGGCGCCACGUCAUCCUGCUCUCUGCCGCUGACGCAGAGACAUCGGAGGAGACCGAACGCAGCACGCAGCGCAGGGGCCUCGAGUUGAAAGAACACAACAUGCUGACUGGUAUUUUCCUGGCGGUGGGAAUUGAUCCCGCAACCACGCCAGCUCUGGAGAGCCUUCUAUCACGCCCCUUACUGAGCAGGAGGUGGACAAUGUCUUCUACCAAAGAAAGCAGUGCAGCGGGACAUGGAUGGAACGUCUAUGUUGUGGACACCGUCCCCCCCUUUACUCUCUACCAGGAGAUGGUUGAGUACAGUCAGCGUUAUGCGGAGACCAACCCACAGGCCCAGAGUCUGCGACACCUCCUCAGCGAAGCUCACCUCCUCCUGCGUGCUGCUCUACUACACGCAUCAGACGAGCAACAGACGGGCCCAGGUGGCCCAGCAGACCACAGGACAGAUCGACAAGUGCUGGAGGAGGCGCUGAGGGAGAAUUGUGCCCAACUGGGAGACAGUUUCAGCAGGGGAAGUCAGAAGGAGUGUCACCUUGCUCUGCCCUACUACAGGAUGUCUGGUCUGUCACUCACAGAGGUCAUGUCCAGGAAUCGGCCAUUUCCGGGCAGCCCUUCCUCCUAUGGCCCUGGCUUCCUGUUUUACCUUAAACAUUUCCUGUUAGAAGACUCAGAGCAGACCCUCAGUCAGGAAGCAGCUGAUGAGGUCAUUGACAUUUUCAGCCAAUCAGAGCAUUUAAUGCUCGUAAGUGUGUGCGCCAGCUCCUGCAUGAUAAAUGUCAGUCCUGCUCGGACGCUGCAAAUUUUACAAAAUCUGGAGAACUCUGUGGGCGUGUCGGUUUCACUAACAAUCACCAUGGCUACCAUGAUGCUGCGUUUGGGUGACCUGCAGCAGUACACACAGCUGAUGGAGAGACAUGCUGAGAUGCUGCUGGUGUACGGGUUUAUCGAGGAGCCGAGGCUGCUGCUCUAUGGUGGAUGUGCAAACCAGCAUGGACGUGUUUAUCCCACAGCUUUAACCCGCCAGAUGGCCAACUCUCAGCCUGGACUGCUGGUGGCUGCCAUGGUGGCUUUACAUGAGAACAGCAAAGUUAAGCUAGAAGACGCAGAUCACAUAUUCAAGGAGCUGGGCUGUGAGAGCAGCCUGCAGGUCGAUUUCUGGGAAGCGAUGCUCAUGGCAUCAUCAAACGACGCUGUCAUUCAAGAGCUUCUGUUCCGGCUGGCUUCUGUCUACAUCGACCGUCUAACAAAUACAAAGUCAGAAAAACACACAACUCCAAAGCGCAAGUCACUGAAGAGCGCUGAUGACCUGAUCAACUCGUGCUCUCAUUACGGUGGUUUGUAUCCAUGGCUCGUUCUUCUAAGUCCAACACACAUUACCAGUUCCCAACACCUGGAGGCGCUGCACAAACUGCAGUCUCUGCUGUGUGGUCCAUCCCUGUCUGUGGGCUCUGUUGUGCCUCUGUUGGAGCGCCUGUCAGAUGAAACCUUAUGGGGCUUCAGCCUGCACCUCCUCUGCGCUACCAGAACUGGGCAGUACGAUAGGAGCAUUGAGAAGUUGCUGGACAGAUGUCCUCAAGCGAUCAUACCCUACGCCAAUCACCAGUUACAAGAGAAAAACAUGGCACUAUGGUGGCAAAAGCUCCUCCCAGAGCUUUGUGAUCGCACAAGAGCGGCCGCAGACAACAGCAUCCUCCUGGCUGCUCUCAAAGAGACGCUUGUCGUAGUUGCUAUGGAGAUGAGCCCUGCAGAAUUCCUGGAGCUCAUCCCUGAUGAUGGCACAGCCUCAUACUUCUUGCCACACCUGUUGACAUGCAGCCAGAGACAAGUGCUGGCCUGAAGUGCGCAUACCCACACACACACACUGAAUGCUGAGAAAACAUUCUGGAAGAAUCUUCACAAUUGUGUUUGUUGGCCAGCCAUUGUGGAUGACUCAACCUACAGUAUUUAAACUAUUUGUUUGGCAUCAAACAAUUUGUAUUGUAUUAUAAGCACUGUGCAACUAAACUCAAAGGCUUUAGAGUACUAUGGUGGACAUAUCUCCUAUUUAUCCACUGAUUGAACAAAUACAGGAACAGGCCUGCCGGGGGUGUACUAUGAUGUGAGAUUAAUGGCUUAGUGAGGUGUGUUCAGAGUUUAGGUUUAAAACCAGUGCCAUUAUCAUGAAAUCUGUUAAUGAAAGGACGCUCCAGGUUUAGAUCACUAUUUGAGAGAACAUUAUAUAUGCAGACCUCUUGGUCACUAUGUUAGGAAUGCCACUAAACCAAACCCACGCAGUAACGUUACUCACCAUUUCUCUCUCACUCCACUGAAAUUUACAGGUUUUUGGUUAGUGAUGCAGCAAAUGUUCACAUAUUCUUUUAUGUUUGGUCACUUAUCAGUUUUUUUUUAGUUAUGAAUUCACAAGAUUAACACUUUUCUGCACUGUUUCUCUUUUGCUGGAUUUGUUCCACUUCACUCAUUUUGCUCUUUGCCACAAUAUUUUCUUGUAUUUAAUUCAAGGUUCUCAAGCCUGAAGCAGAAAGCCCAGAUUACCAGUUAAGGCAAUCAAGGCUUUCUAUAUCAAGCUGUAUAUAUGUAGAUAUUGUUUUCCUAUUCAUAAUCUACUCUUACUGGCCACGUUGUUAGGUACACCUUGCUAGUACUGAGUUGGAGCCACUUCUCCCAUCAGAACUGGCUCACUGUUUAAUAGCAUGGAUUCUACAAGGUGCUGGAAUGACUGUUUUGUGGGGUUGUAACAAGUAUUUGAGUGUUGAGCUGCUGUUAACAAUGUGAAGCAGUAUGGAUUAAGUAUGCUUACUUAGCAUUGAACAGGUGUGCCUAAAAAAACUGGCUGGUGAGUGUAUGUGUUAACGAAACACUUUAAAAUAUUGAUUUCUACUGUUAGAACUGCAGAGAAACAUGCUUUUUUUUUUUUAGGUUUUCUUUUUACUAAAGUUCUUUUUAAGUGUGGAGAUUUAGAGCUGAGUGACCUUUGAGCACUGAUUUGUCCACUGAUUAUAAUUUUUUUAAACAAGUACAUGGAUGUCUGUUAAGUGAUAACGCUGUUCAGAUCAGUAAAUGCAUACCUCAACACA